AUGGGGUAUAAAGGUGCAGAAGAUACAUUUAAUUCUGCUGUUGAAAGCGGAAAUCUUGAAGUAAUUAAAUAUUUACAUGAAUUAGGGUAUAAAGCAAUUAUUCGCGCUAUAGAAAAUGGUAACCUUGAACGAGUAAAAUAUUUGCAUAAAUUAAAGUAUUAUUAUGAAGAAUUAGCAAUUAAUUAUGCUACUGAAAAUUAUGACUUUGAAUUUGAGCAACAAUUAUAUAAAUUUAAGUAUAAAUAUGAAAAAUGUGCAAUUAGUUCUGCUGCUAUAAACGGUCACUUUGAAGUAGUAAAAUAUUUACUUGAAUUAGGGUAUAAAUGUGAUAAAUUAGCAAUUAGUUAUGCUGCUAUAAAUAACCACUUUGAAAUAUUAAAAUAUUUACAUGAAUUAGGGUAUAAAUGUUACGAUUGGACAAUUGAUGAUGUUGCUAAAAAUGGCCACCUUGAAAUAUUAAAAUAUUUACAUGAAUUAGGGUAUAAAGGGUAUAAAAGUUCAAGAUAUGCAAUUAAUUAUGCUGCAGAAAAUGGUCAUCUUGAAAUAUUAAAAUAUUUGUAUGAAUUUGGGUAUAAAUGUGACAAAUGGGUAUUUUAUUCUGCUGCAGAAAAUGGUCAUCUUGAAAUGUUAAAAUAUUUAUAUGAAUUAGGGUAUAAAUGUGACAAAUGGACAAUUUAUAUUGCAAAAGAAAAUGACUUAAAACCUAUCCAAAAUUCAUUUUUUUUUAAUCAAAUUUUGGAAGGUUCAUUUGAAAGCUAUUGCAUUGUUCUUUUAAGAGGUGUACAAGGAAUGCAGAAAAGUGGUGCCAUAUUAACAGAAAUUGAUAGUUGGUAA
Molecule: messenger RNA, 834 nt
Organism: Hydra vulgaris (swiftwater hydra)
Lineage: Eukaryota; Metazoa; Cnidaria; Hydrozoa; Anthoathecata; Hydridae
Source: RefSeq, a predicted model, not a curated record